Molecule: messenger RNA, 3409 nt
Organism: Equus caballus (horse)
Lineage: Eukaryota; Metazoa; Chordata; Mammalia; Perissodactyla; Equidae
Gene: ATP2C2
Product: ATPase secretory pathway Ca2+ transporting 2
Biological process (GO): calcium ion transmembrane transport; manganese ion transport; intracellular calcium ion homeostasis
Cellular component (GO): Golgi membrane; plasma membrane; endoplasmic reticulum
Molecular function (GO): ATP hydrolysis activity; ATP binding; P-type calcium transporter activity
Source: RefSeq, a predicted model, not a curated record
GGCGGCUACUUGGUAACCUGGGCCUGGCCCAGGAGGCUUGGGCGCGCGCAGCCAGCCCCGGCUCGCCAGGCACCGAGGGACGCAGGCAGGGGCGGCCGCGGUGGCACGGGCGGCUGGGAGAGGGGCCUCCGCCCGCUCACCAUGGUGGAGAAACGCUUCUCCAAGUUCCUGCAGAAACUCGCCUUCUCGGGCGCGGGCCACCGGUACGAGCCGCUGGAGAGGGGCGAGUUGGACACCUUGAUUGGUGAACCAUGUGAGUCAAAAGCCAUUGAAAAAGAGAAGACGGUGGUAGCUUUGCCACCCAAGGAGGCGAGCAAAUGCCACAGAGAGGAUUUGGCCAAAGCAUUUUACGUGGACUUACAGAACGGGCUGUCGGAGUUCUCGGUGACGCAGCGCAGGCUGGUCCACGGCUGGAACGAGUUUGUCGCUGACAACAGCGAACCCGCAUGGAAGAAAUAUCUCGAUCAGUUUAAGAACCCGCUGAUCAUGCUGCUACUGGCCUCCGCCCUGGUGAGCAUCCUCACGAAGGAGUACGAGGACGCCAUCAGCAUCGCCUUGGCCGUGCUGAUCGUGGUGACCGUGGCCUUCAUCCAGGAGUACAGGUCGGAGAAGUCUCUGGAAGAGCUGACCAAGCUGGUUCCCCCCGAAUGUCACUGCAUCCGAGAAGGGAGGCUCCAGCACCUGCUCGCCAGAGACCUGGUUCCCGGAGACAUCGUGUCUCUCUCCGUCGGAGACCGCAUCCCCGCAGACAUCCGGCUCACGGAGGUCACCGACCUCCUGGUGGACGAGUCCAGUUUCACGGGAGAAGCUGAGCCGAGCAGUAAGACAGACAGCCCGCUGACAGAUGGAGGGGACCUCAGCACCCUGAGCAACAUCGUCUUCAUGGGGACCCUGGUGCAGUGCGGGAAGGGGCAGGGAGUCGUGAUCGGGACAGGGGAGAAGUCUCAGUUCGGAGAGGUGUUUAAGAUGAUGCAGGCUGAAGAGACGCCUAAAACUCCUCUACAGAAAAGCAUGGACAAGCUGGGGAAGCAACUGACGCUCUUCUCGUUCGGCAUAAUUGGCUUAAUCAUGCUCACCGGGUGGCUGCAAGGGAAGCAGCUGCUCACCAUGUUCACCAUCGGGGUCAGCCUGGCUGUGGCCACCAUCCCAGAGGGUCUGCCCAUUGUUGUCAUGGUUACGCUGGUCCUGGGAGUGCUGCGGAUGGCCAAGAAGCGGGUCAUUGUGAAGAAGUUACCCAUCGUGGAGACACUGGGUUGCUGCAAUGUCAUCUGUUCUGAUAAGACAGGGACUCUGACUGCCAAUGAAAUGACUGUCACCCAGCUUGUAACGUCUGAUGGGCUCCACGCUGAGGUCAGCGGAGUUGGGUACAACGGCAAAGGGACCGUCUGUCUUUUACCGUCAAAGAAAGUCAUUAAGGGGUUUUGCAAUGUCUCGGUCGGGAAAUUGGUGGAGGCAGGCUGUGUCGCCAACAACGCAAUCAUCAGAGGAAACACCGUGAUGGGACAGCCCACGGAGGGCGCCUUGGUCGCCCUGGCAAUGAAGAUGGACUUAAGCGACAUUAAAGAUUCAUACGUGAGAAAAAAAGAGAUCCCCUUCAGUUCGGAGCAGAAGUGGAUGGCAGUGGAGUGCAGACCCAAGAACGAGGAGCAGGAAGACAUUUAUUUCAUGAAGGGGGCCUUUGAAGAAGUGAUCCGUUACUGUACCAUGUACAACAACGGGGGCAUCCCCCUGCCACUGACGCCCCAACAGAGAUCCUUCUGCCAGCAGGAGGAGAAGAGGAUGGGCUCGCUCGGCCUGCGGGUGCUGGCCCUGGCUUCUGGGCCCGAGCUGGGAGCACUGACAUUUCUGGGUCUCGUCGGAAUCAUCGACCCACCGAGAGAUGGCGUGAAGGAAGCGGUACAGGUGCUCUCUGAGUCGGGCGUGUCUGUGAAAAUGAUCACGGGAGAUGCUCUGGAGACGGCCUUGGCGAUAGGAAGGAACAUCGGCCUGUGCAACGGGCAGCUGAAAGCCGUGUCCGGGGAGGAGGUGGACAGCAUGGAGCAGGACGAGCUGGCUGACCGCGUGCGGAAGGUGUCCGUCUUCUUCAGGACCAGCCCGAAGCAUAAACUCAAGAUCAUAAAGGCCUUGCAGAAGUCGGGGGCCAUCGUGGCCAUGACGGGGGACGGGGUGAAUGACGCGGUCGCCCUGAAGUCGGCGGACAUCGGGAUCUCCAUGGGGCAGACGGGCACGGACGUUAGCAAAGAGGCCGCCAACAUGAUCCUGGUGGACGAUGACUUCUCAGCCAUCAUGAAUGCAGUGGAGGAAGGCAAGGGGAUUUUCCAUAACAUCAAAAACUUUGUCCGAUUUCAGCUGAGCACGAGCAUCUCGGCCUUGAGCCUCAUCGCUCUGUCCACUGUGUGCAACCUGCCCAACCCUCUCAAUGCCAUGCAGAUCCUAUGGAUCAACAUCAUCAUGGACGGGCCACCCGCGCAGAGCUUGGGGGUCGAGCCGGUUGACAAGGACGCCCUCCGGCAGCCGCCGCGGAGCCCCCAGGACACGAUCCUCAGCAGAGCUCUCAUCUCGCGAAUCCUCCUGUCGGCUGCCGCCAUCAUCAGCGGGACCCUCUUCAUCUUCUGGAAAGAGCCGCUCUGCCCCAAGAGGAGCAGCUUUGCUUUUUUCCGAAUUCUCCUUGCCGGGCCGGUGGCGGAGGCCCCGCUUUAGUCCAGCCCGUGUGCUCAGCCUGCUGGAGGGAGAGGCGCAGGCCUGCCCGUCCUAGCCCCGCGGUCCUCGGCGUGGGGCCCCGCAGCAUCCGCGUCCCCGGAGCCUGGGAGAAACGCAGAGCUCCUGAGCCGUCUCUCUCCACACACGUCCCGGGGGAGCCUGCUGCGAACUGCGCUCCAGCAGCUGAGCUCAGGCAGGAGUGGUGGCUGCUGCCUGGGCCAGAGCGAGGUCCCUCACUGCUCACAUCAGGCAUGGGAAGCUGGGGAGAACUGCCCAGAACCUUGUCAUCGUGAGUCGUUCUCACCUUCGGUUCCAGCUCUGCCCCCGAGAUGCAGCCAAAACGAGACCUGACUCGGGUCCUGCAGGGGCGCCAAAGCCAGGGCGGGGGUCCGCGGCCUCCCCCGCUCAGCCUCAAAGGCCCUAGUCCAUUCUCUUUUUUCCUUCUACAUCCUCACCAACACUUGUUAUUGUUCUUUUUUUUUUAAUUGAGGUCAUAUUGGUUUAUAACAUUGUGUAAUCAGGUGUCCGUUAUUAUAUGUCUCUGUGUAGACUGCGUCGUGCUCACCCCCAAUGGUCUAGGCUUUAUCCAUCACCAUACAUGUGGGCCCCUUUACCCCUUGCACCCACCCUCUUACCCGCUUCCCCUCUGGUAACCACUAAUCCAUUCUGUUUAUCUAUGUGUUUAUCUUCCACAUAGGAGUGAAAUCAU